CAAUUUUCUCAUUCUCUGAUUAGGAGUCUGUGAAAAUGAGUGGACGAGGGAAAACCGGUGGUAAGGCUAAGAGCAAGCCCAAGUCUCGCUCGUCUCGGGCCGGACUGCAGUUCCCGGUGGGCCGUGUUCACAGGCACCUGAGAAAGGGUAAUUAUGCUGAGCGGGUGGGUGCCGGAGCCCCAGUCUACCUGGCUGCUGUACUCGAGUACCUGACGGCUGAAAUCCUCGAGUUGGCCGGCAACGCGGCCCGAGACAACAAGAAGACCCGCAUCAUCCCCAGACACCUGCAGCUGGCCGUCCGCAACGACGAGGAGCUCAACAAGCUGCUGGGAGGGGUGACCAUCGCUCAGGGCGGGGUACUGCCCAAUAUCCAGGCCGUGCUUUUGCCCAAGAAAUCCGGCGGACCCGCCAACCCCAAGGGCAAAUAAACAAGUGAAACGUCAGUUAAAAGACCCAAAGGCUCUUUUCAGAGCCACCCAUA
Hypanus sabinus (Atlantic stingray) is the source of this 481-nucleotide messenger RNA. RefSeq names its product late histone H2A.2.2-like. Gene Ontology annotation, cellular component: nucleosome. The coding region runs from base 36 to 428 and encodes 130 amino acids. The record is from RefSeq and is a predicted model, not a curated record. The transcript has a single exon. Gene Ontology annotation, molecular function: structural constituent of chromatin; protein heterodimerization activity; DNA binding. NCBI's taxonomy places the organism in Eukaryota, Metazoa, Chordata, Chondrichthyes, Myliobatiformes, Dasyatidae.